Molecule: messenger RNA, 2253 nt
Organism: Emys orbicularis (European pond turtle)
Lineage: Eukaryota; Metazoa; Chordata; Testudines; Emydidae
Gene: MME
Product: membrane metalloendopeptidase
Exons: 22
Coding region: 1-2253 (750 amino acids)
Biological process (GO): protein processing; amyloid-beta clearance
Cellular component (GO): plasma membrane
Molecular function (GO): metalloendopeptidase activity
Source: RefSeq, a predicted model, not a curated record
AUGGGCAAGUCGGAAAGCCAGAUGGAUAUAACUGAAAUGAACACUCCAAAACCAAAGAAAAAACUGCGAUGGAGCGCCCUCGAAAUAGGGCUAGUUGUUGUAGUGAUUCUCCUAACUAUUAUAUCUAUCACAAUGAUAGCUCUGUAUGCAACAUAUGAUGAUGGUGUUUGCAAGUCUUCAGACUGUAUAAAAUCAGCAGCCCGAAUCAUUGAGAAUAUGGACACUACUGCAGAACCUUGUAAAGAUUUUUACCAAUAUGCCUGUGGAGGAUGGUUAAAGAAGAAUGUCAUUCCAGAGACCAGCUCCCGUUACAGCAACUUUGACAUUUUAAGAGAUGAACUAGAAGUUGUUUUGAAAGACGUCCUUGACAGGGACAACAGUAAUGACAUAGUGGCAGUGCAGAAAGCAAAAACUCUGUACAGAUCAUGUAUAAAUGAAACUACUAUUGAUAGUAAAGGUGGAAAACCUUUAAUCAAUAUAUUGCCACGGGUGUCUGAAUGGCCUGUAGCAACAGAUAACUGGGACUCUGCAUAUGGUGCCAGUUGGACAGCUGAAACAGCUAUUGCACAACUGAAUUCACAAUAUGGGAAAAGGGUCCUUAUUAAUUUUUUUGUUGGCACAGAUGAUAAGAACUCCACAGCGCAUAUCAUUCAUAUUGAUCAACCUGGGCUUGGUCUGCCUUCUCGCGACUACUAUGAAUGUACUGGUGCAUAUAAGGAGGCGUGUUCAGCCUAUGUGUCUUUCAUGAUUUCUGUGGCUAAGCUAAUUCUCCAAGAAAAAAAUCUCACCAUCAAUGAAAGCCAGAUUUCUAAAGAAAUGGAAAGAGUUAUGGAUCUGGAGAUAGAGAUUGCCAAUGCUACAACUAAACCUGAAGACAGAAGCGAUCCAGUUCUGCUGUACAAUAAAAUGACAUUAACAGAACUCCAAAAUAACUUCUCUUUGGAGAUCAUUCAUAAGCAAUUCAACUGGUCAGAAUUCAUAAAUAAUAUAAUGUCAACUGUGAAAAUUAAUGUCGAGAAUGCAGAAGAUGUGGUUGUUUAUGCUCCAGAAUAUCUAACCAAACUAAAGCCUAUUCUUAAUAAAUAUACUUCCAGAGACAUUCAAAAUUACAUGAUUUGGCGAUACGUAAUGGAUCUUGUAAACAGUCUAAGCCGUAACUACAAGGACACAAGGAAUGCUUUUCGUAAGGCACUUUAUGGCACAACAUCAGAAACGGCUGUUUGGCGGCGCUGUGCAAACUAUGUCAACGGCAAUAUGGAGAAUGCAGUGGGACGGCUGUAUGUAGAGGAAGCAUUUGCUGGAGACAGUAAACAUGUGGUUCAAGAAAUGAUUACACAAAUCCGUGAGGUUUUUAUAACAACGUUAGAUGAACUCACCUGGAUGGAUGCAGAAACCAAAAAGAAAGCAGAACAAAAAGCUACAGCAAUUACAGAGAGGAUCGGCUAUCCAGAUGAUAUCAUAACGGAUAACAAUAAACUGAAUAACGAAUACCAAGAUCUGAACUACAAAGAGGAGGAGUACUUUGAGAACAUCAUUCAAAGUUUGCUAUUUAGCCAAAGCAAGCGGCUGAAGAAGCUCAGAGAAAAGGUGGACAAGGAACAGUGGAUAAGUGGGGCUGCUGUCGUCAAUGCCUUUUAUUCUGCAAGCAGGAAUCAGAUAGUCUUCCCUGCAGGCAUUUUGCAACCACCUUUCUUCAGUGCCUCUCAAUCCAAAUCACUGAAUUAUGGUGGCAUUGGUAUGGUCAUUGGCCAUGAAAUCACUCAUGGAUUUGACGACAAUGGUAGAAAUUUUAAUGAAAAUGGGGACCUCAUGGACUGGUGGACGCAAGAAUCAGCACAACAUUUUAAGGAUCAGUCCCAGUGUAUGGUAUACCAGUAUGGAAACUUUUCGUGGGACCUAGCAGGUGGAAAACAUCUGAGUGGAAUCAAUACUCUGGGAGAAAACAUUGCUGAUAAUGGGGGUGUUAGACAAGCUUAUAAGGCCUAUGAAAACUUUGUAAAAAAAAAUGGAAAAGAAAAACUGCUUCCCGGGCUUGACAUGAACCAUAAGCAGCUGUUCUUCCUGAACUUUGCACAGAUAUGGUGUGGAACGUACCGUCCAGAAUAUGCUGUCAACUCCAUUAAAACUGAUACGCAUAGCCCAGGCAAAUUCAGGGUCAUAGGAUCAUUGCAGAACUCUGCAGAGUUUACCGAGGCCUUUUCAUGCACCACGACAGAGUACAUGGACCCUGCAAAAAAGUGCCGUGUUUGGUGA